AUGUCCGCGUCUCCGCCUGGCGUGGGCCGCGACGGUUCAAUCCAGUCGAAUGAUUCGAACGACAAGCAACCUACGAAGAAGAAGAGCCGUCGUCCUGCAAAUACCGCGUUUCGGCAGCAGCGGCUGAAAGCAUGGCAACCCAUUUUGACGCCUAAAACGGUCCUUCCGCUUUUCUUCACCAUCGGAAUCAUAUUUGCCCCCAUCGGUGGCCUGCUACUAUAUGCCAGUUCUGAGGUCAAAGAAAUUCGGAUCGAAUAUACUGGGUGCAAGAUCGAUGCGCCCUUGGGCAAUGAUCUGGUGGACAUGCCAAGUGACCGCAUCUUUACUGCGUUCAAGAGCGAAAGCGCUCCAGGGACGGCAAGAUGGAGGAGGAUUGAGAACGUUCCGACAAGACCCCGCUGGGGCCUCGAAUAUAAUGCUACGGUCUGCGAGAUCGAGUUCACCAUUCCAGAGGACAUGGGCCCUCCCGUCCUCUUCUACUACCACCUCACCAAUUUCUACCAGAACCAUCGCCGAUAUGUCGCGUCCUUCUUCCCCAAGCAGCUCAAGGGCGACGCCGAGAGCGCCAGCGCGGUGAACGGGUCGGAGUGCGAUCCCCUGAAGUGGGACGAGGAGGCCCAGAAGCCCAUAUACCCCUGCGGCCUCAUCGCGAACUCUUUAUUCAACGACACCUUCACCUCUCCCCUGAUGCAUAAUGUCCAGGGCUCCAGCGACCGCAGCACCGUAUAUGAGAUGCAGAACAACACGGACAUCGCCUGGGCGUCGGAUGGGGACCUUUACGGCCGCACCCAGUACGAGCCCAGCGACGUCAUGCCGCCCCCCAACUGGCGCGUGACCUUCCCGAACUACACAACGGAGAACCCGCCUCCCGACCUGGGCGACUGGCAGGCCUUCCAGGUCUGGAUGCGUACGGCGGGCCUGCCUGAGUUCAGCAAGCUGUACCAGAGGAACAACGACGAGCCGAUGAGGACGGGUACCUAUACGGUUAACGUCACGGACAAUUUCCCGACUUUGGAAUACAAGGGGACCAAGUCCAUUGUGAUCUCCACGCGGACGGUGAUGGGCGGCAGGAACAGUUUCCUGGGCAUUUCUUACAUUGUCGUCGGUGGUUUGUGCAUUGUUUUGGGGGCCAUCUUUACCGUCACCCAUCUCCUCAAGCCCAGGAAACUGGGCGACCAUACCUACCUAUCCUGGAACAACGUCCCCGGUGCGAAGCCGGGCCAAACCGGAGGCCAGAACACGGCAUUUGCUUCGGGCCGCGAACUACGACCCGGCGAGGCUUAG
Sodiomyces alkalinus F11 is the source of this 1284-nucleotide messenger RNA. RefSeq names its product CDC50 family protein. The transcript is spliced from 6 exons. The record is from RefSeq and is a predicted model, not a curated record. Gene Ontology annotation, cellular component: endoplasmic reticulum; Golgi apparatus; plasma membrane. Lineage: Eukaryota; Fungi; Ascomycota; Sordariomycetes; Glomerellales; Plectosphaerellaceae. The coding region runs from base 1 to 1284 and encodes 427 amino acids.